Messenger RNA from Etheostoma spectabile (orangethroat darter), 666 nucleotides. Its product is annotated as zinc finger protein 626-like. Gene Ontology annotation, biological process: embryo development; regulation of transcription by RNA polymerase II. Gene Ontology annotation, molecular function: DNA-binding transcription factor activity, RNA polymerase II-specific; RNA polymerase II transcription regulatory region sequence-specific DNA binding. The transcript has 3 exons. Gene Ontology annotation, cellular component: nucleus. The record is from RefSeq and is a predicted model, not a curated record. The annotation marks the transcript as partial. Lineage: Eukaryota; Metazoa; Chordata; Actinopteri; Perciformes; Percidae.
GAGUUUCUGCUGAAAUGGAAGGGGUUCUCAGAUGAGGAUAACACAUGGGAGCCACAAGACAACCUGGACCUCGACCUUAUCGCCGAGUACAUGCCGAAACACAAGGAGACGGAGGAGAAGAAGAAGAAGGAGGGCAAGAGGAAAGAUGUCAGGGAGGAGGAGAAACGGAGAAGAAGAGGAGUCAAACAUCACCGCUGUCAGCAGUGUGACAAAUCCUUCACAUCAUCUGGAUAUUUAAAGAUUCAUCAGAGAGUUCACACUGGAGAGAAGCCUUACAGCUGUGAUCAAUGUGGUGCAGCUUUCGCACUACAGAGUACCCUGACAAGACAUCAACGCAUUCACACUGGAGAGAAACCUUACAGCUGUGAUCAAUGUGGGGCAGCUUUUUCUCAGAGUUGUGACCUUAAAACUCACCAGCGCAUUCAUACUGGAGAGAAGCCGUACUGGUGUGAGCAAUGUGGGGAAACCUUUUCUCAUAGUGGUAGCCUUAAAACUCACCAGCGCAUUCACACUGGAGAGAAGCCGUACAGCUGUGAACAAUGUGGGGAAACCUUUUCUCAGAGGAGUCACCUUACAACUCACCAGCGCAUUCACACUGGAGAGAAGCCGUACUGGUGUGAACAAUGUGGGAAAACCUUUUCUCGGAGUAGUAGCCUUAAAAAACAC